This is a messenger RNA of Coffea eugenioides, 2233 nucleotides long. Its product is annotated as probable glutamate carboxypeptidase LAMP1. NCBI's taxonomy places the organism in Eukaryota, Viridiplantae, Streptophyta, Magnoliopsida, Gentianales, Rubiaceae. The transcript is spliced from 12 exons. The record is from RefSeq and is a predicted model, not a curated record. Gene Ontology annotation, molecular function: carboxypeptidase activity. Bases 467 to 2092 code for a protein of 541 amino acids.
CUUCAUAGCCAUAGCAACUUCCAUCUCCUUCCUCCUCCUCUCACCCCCGUCAAAGUCCUUUUAUCAUUCCUUGUUCUUAUCUGAUUCCCUUUCAUGCAAUGAAUCAAUAGCAAACCACCUCUACAUCCUAACCAAGCGGCCUCAUGUUGCUGGGUCCGAAGCCAAUGCCGAAGCAGCGGCUUAUGUUCUAUCCACCCUCACUUCCUAUAAGGUUCGAUCACAUAUAACAACCUAUGAAGUUGCCUUGACUUAUCCCAUCUCACGUUCCUUGACCCUAAAACCUACUCCUCAAGACAGCCUCGUCAAGUUCGAUCUCCACCAAGAGAUUUACGACGGUGAUCCUUAUGCCGACGUGGCAGACGAAGUCCUACCGACGUUCCACGCAUAUGCCAAGUCUGCCACUGUAGCUGGACCUGUAGUAUAUGCCAAUUACGGGCGCGUACAGGACUAUGCUGUAUUGAAGCAAAUGAAAGUAAAUGUGUCAGGGAAUGUUGUAUUGGCAAAGUAUGGAAAGAUAUACAGAGGGGACAUUGUGGAAAAUGCUUAUGCAGAAGGUGCUAUAGGUGUAUUAAUUUACACAGAUAGGAAGGAUUACGGUGGAGGAGGUGAUGCAAAAUGGUUUCCUGAUGACAAGUGGAUGCCUUCAAGUGGAGUCCAGGUGGGAUCCGUGUACAAUGGGGCCGGUGAUCCCACUACACCUGGCUGGCCUAGUUCAGGGUUGUGCGAGAGACUAUCAGAUGAUGAUGCGGAGAAAGGAGGAGAAGUUCCAUUGAUACCAUCAUUACCUAUUUCAUGGGCUGAUGGUGACAGAAUCCUGAGGUCCAUAGAUGGACAAGUGGCAAAUGACGAUUGGCAGGGAGGGAAAGAUGCUCCUGUCUACAAGGUUGGGCCAGGACCAGCAAUUCUGAAUCUUAGUUAUACUGGAAAGCAAGUUAUAACCACAAUCCAAAAUGUUAUUGGAAUCAUUGAAGGUGUAGAAGAACCUGAUAGAUAUGUCAUACUUGGGAAUCACCGGGAUGCAUGGACAUUUGGAGCUGUUGAUCCAAAUAGUGGUACAGCAGCCCUGCUUGAGGUUGCACACAGGAUGUGGAAGCUCCAGGAAAAAGGUUGGAAACCUCGGCGAACAAUUAUAUUUUGUAAUUGGGAUGCUGAAGAAUAUGGCCUGAUAGGAUCAACAGAAUGGGUUGAAGAGAACAGGGAAAUGCUAGCAUCAAGAGCUGUAGCCUAUAUGAAUGUUGAUAUUGCAGUUCAAGGAUUAGGAUUUUAUGCCUCUGCAACUCCACAGCUCGAUGAGCUACUAAUAAAAGCAACUAAGCAGGUCCAAGACCCGGAUAACUCCUCGCAAUCCAUCUACCAAUCCUGGAUUCGCUCCAGUGAAAAUCCUAAGAUUGGAAGGUUAGGAGGAGGAGGAUCAGAUUAUUCUGCCUUCGUUCAGCAUGUUGGUGUUCCAGCUACUGAUAUCUCUUAUGGAGAAGAUUAUCCAGUCUAUCACUCAAUGUAUGAUGACUUCAUCUGGAUGAAGAAAUUUGGUGACCCAAAGUUUCACAGGCAUGUAGCAGUGACAAGUAUUUGGGGUUUAGUAGCACUUCAGCUUGCUGAUGAAGAAUUUUUACCUUUUGAUUAUCUGUCCUAUGCCAAUGAGCUGCAGAGAAGUGUGGAAGACUUGAAAAUUGAGUUGUCAGAAAAGGGCAUAAAACUAUUUCCCUUAUUUAACUCUAUCAAGGAACUGAGAAUGGCAGCGACUAAAAUUGCAAACGAGAUAAAGGUGCUACAAGACAGAAAUGUUUGGGCUUCUGUAUCAAAAAAUGACCACUACAAAGUAAGAGAAUUGAAUGACAGACUAAUGAUGGCAGAGCGAGCAUUCACUGACCGCGAAGGACUUCCUGGAAGGACAUGGUACAAGCAUUUGAUAUUUGCACCAUCAAAGCACAAUGAUUAUGGUUCUAAGUACUUCCCUGGAAUAGAUGAUGCCAUCGAAAAGGCCAAGAGCAUUAACACCACAGACUUGUGGCUUGCAGUACAGCAUGAAGUCUGGAGAGUAUCUAGAGUGAUUAAACAUGCUUCACUGGUCCUCAGUGGUCAGUUAACAUGACUACCGUCAUCUUAUACCCCUAAAUUCCACGUGUGUAUUUGCUAUUAAUACUAAAACAAUUGGGUGACAUCUGGUGGACUUGCUUUAGUUCAAGACUGAAUCUGGGGAUUUUAUAUUGCAUUUUGUUUUUUUUCUUAGGUA